Molecule: messenger RNA, 3159 nt
Organism: Suncus etruscus (white-toothed pygmy shrew)
Lineage: Eukaryota; Metazoa; Chordata; Mammalia; Eulipotyphla; Soricidae
Gene: FUBP3
Product: far upstream element binding protein 3
Exons: 19
Coding region: 902-2764 (620 amino acids)
Biological process (GO): regulation of DNA-templated transcription
Cellular component (GO): nucleus; cytoplasm
Molecular function (GO): mRNA binding
Source: RefSeq, a predicted model, not a curated record
GCGGCGGCGGCGGCGGGGGCGGCGUCAUGGCGGAGCUGGUGCAAGGCCCGAGCGCGCCGGUGGGGAUGAAGCCCGAGGGCUUCGUGGACGCGCUGCACCGGGUUCGGCAGAUAGCCUCAGGACUCAUUGUGUUAGAAGAAGGCCUGCGCUCGCUGGAAGAUGUGGUUUUCCAUCUCUGUCCGCUAUGCCGGGGGAGGGAACCCCCCUGUACCUGUUGCCCCGAUACUGACUCUUUUCCGUUGUAAUACUGCUGCUCCUCCUCCUCCUGUAGACCUGGUGUUGGAUCCAAACCUGUGGUUCCACCUAACCUCUUAGCCGCUGACUCCUUCCUUUACUGCCUAGGCCGCCAGCCAGAACAGUUCCUAGCGAAUCUCCUCCUCCAUCUCUCUUAGACUUGUGAGCCCGCCCGGCUGUCGUCUGGAUGAACCUGUACAUCCAACUUCCUCUCUUCCCGUCACUCUGCCUGUCUGCCGGCGGGCCACACUGCUCUUCUCUCCAGGACAGGGUUCUGAACUGGUUGUUUUUUCUCUCGCUGGCUUUUCCACUCUGUGCCGCGCUGUGUGACAAGCACCUUGCUGGCCUCUUCUGUAUCCAGGAAGAAUUCUAGCCACUGCCCUCCCCACCCCUACCCCCAAAGAGCACAGCCCCUCUGUUGGCAGAAGGCCUGUAGUUGAACCUAAAGUGAAGUGUUGAACCUUUUUUGGCAAGACUCUGCUUCUCUUGAGCCGGUGGUUGAGAAUCCAUGUUCUUGGACAACAAGCGGGCGGGCGACCCUCUUGUUAAAAUGCUGGCCCAGUGGUGGACUGUUGAUGCAGUGUCUGGGCACUCACUCACUACUAGCAGAGACAAACUUCAUUGGAAAUGGUCCCAGCUCUGAAAUGCGCCCUUGACUGGAGCAGUCAUGAGCCCCAAUGGAGCCAAUGCUAUUGCUGCUAAGAUUGAUUCAAUUCCUCACUUGAAUAACUCCACUCCCCUCGUGGACCCCUCAGUCUAUGGAUACGGAGCACAGAAACGGCCCCUGGACGAUGCAGUAGGUAACCAGUUAGGGGCCUUGGUACAUCAAAGGGCAGUAAUCACAGAAGAAUUCAAAGUGCCUGACAAAAUGGUUGGCUUUAUUAUUGGCAGGGGAGGUGAGCAGAUCUCACGGAUUCAAGCAGAAUCUGGUUGCAAAAUUCAGAUUGCUUCAGAGAGUUCUGGGAUACCAGAGAGGCCCUGUGUACUUACCGGAACCCCAGAAAGUAUUGAACAAGCCAAGCGGCUCCUGGGCCAGAUCGUGGACCGCUGUCGGAAUGGGCCCGGCUUCCACAACGACGUGGACGGCAGCAGCACCAUCCAGGAACUGCUCAUUCCCGCAUCCAAAGUGGGCCUGGUCAUCGGCAAAGGCGGGGAGACGAUAAAGCAGCUGCAGGAGCGGACGGGGGUGAAAAUGGUCAUGAUCCAGGAUGGCCCGCUGCCUACGGGAGCGGACAAACCUCUUCGAAUCACCGGAGACCCGUUCAAGGUCCAGCAAGCCCGGGAGAUGGUAUUGGAGAUCAUCCGGGAGAAAGACCAAGCCGACUUUCGUGGCGUGCGUGGCGAUUUUGGCUCCCGGCUGGGUGGUGGCAGCAUUGAGGUGUCUGUGCCCCGGUUUGCUGUGGGGAUCGUCAUUGGAAGAAAUGGGGAAAUGAUCAAGAAGAUCCAGAAUGAUGCCGGAGUGAGGAUCCAGUUCAAGCCAGAUGAUGGCAUCAGUCCCGAGAGAGCUGCGCAGGUCAUGGGCACCCCAGACCGGUGUCAGCACGCAGCCCACGUCAUCAGCGAGCUCAUUCUUACAGCCCAGGAGAGAGACGGCUUCGGGGGCCUGGCAGUGGCCCGUGGCCGAGGCCGAGGCCGCGGGGACUGGAGUGUGGGAGCACCUGGGGGCGUGCAGGAAAUCACGUACUCAGUACCCGCAGACAAGUGUGGCCUGGUUAUCGGCAAAGGGGGCGAGAACAUCAAGAGCAUAAACCAGCAGUCGGGCGCCCACGUGGAGCUGCAGCGGAACCCACCGCCCAGCACUGACCCUGGCCUGCGCAUCUUCACCAUCAGGGGGGCACCCCAGCAGAUCGAAGUGGCCCGGCACCUCAUCGACGAGAAAGUGGGCGGUGCGGGUCUUGGAGUACCAGGUGCCUUCGGACAGAGCCCCUUCAGCCCACCACCCGCCGCACACCCCACCUCUUUCCCACCCCGGAGCUCCGGCUGCUUCCCCAGCCUUGCUGCUAAAGUGAAUGGAAACCCGCACAGUGGCCCUGUGAGCGCUCCCCCCGCCUUCCUGACGCAGGGCUGGGGCAGCACCUACCAGCCAUGGCAGCAGUCCGCACCGCAGGUCCCAAGCCAGCAGAGCCAGCCGCAGGGUGGGCAACCUGACUACAGCAAGGCAUGGGAGGAGUAUUACAAGAAACAGAGUCACCCUGCCAGUGCGGCGCCCCCGGCCAGCUCCCCACCCGACUACACAAUGGCCUGGGCCGAGUAUUACCGGCAGCAGGUCGCCUUCUACGGGCAGACGUUGGGGCAGGCCCAGGCCCACAGCCAGGUCGGUACCAGCCCCAGCGCUCGACAGACCCCGGGCCUGCCCCAGCCCCCUCCCAGCCCCCUGGGCACCCUGACCCCAGGCCGGCCGCCAGGCGCUGCCCCAGCAGACCUGCUUUUGCCCAGACCCCACUGGGCAGCCUGGGCCUCUCCUCACCCCAGGAAGGAGCCAGGGCCCGGUGGAAGAGGGCCGGGCCGGUCACUGCCCCCAAGCGCCUGACCAGCCCCGACAGCCGCCUCGUGCCAAGUCCUACUCAAUUGAUCGCUCCCUUUGCCCUCAGUUUCCCCGACUGUGCAAGAGGAUGCCAAGCUUAGCCACUCAGGGUGUCUGUUCUAUGAGGCGGGUGGACGGGCUGGGGGGAUAGUGGUGCGUCCUGUUGGUGGGAGGCCAGCCUGGCAUGGUUUUCAGUCAGAGACACCCCAUGCCCCCAGGGCUCUUUCCUUCCAGUUGCCCGGGGCCACCCAGCCUUGGCCACACCUGCCCCAAGGGGUGAGAUAGCAGGGGUCCCCCCACCCUGCACACCCCCUGCUCAGUGUCCAACUGUCUAUCCCUGGGGCGGGAGGCGCCAUGCUAGGGGUGCCGAGGCGGGUCCCCUCCCCGCCCUGACCUCUCCC